GGUUCCGCGCCUGGACCGUGUUUCCACGGACCCCUCCUCCCCAGCCGGAUAUAAUAUCCCUACGACCUGACUCCUCGCCGUCCGCAAUUCCCCCAUCGUGUGUGGCCCCAGCCUGCUGAUCAAGAGCAAACCUGAUCAACCUUAUCGACCCCAGCGCUCAGUCCGCCUGCUGACGGUGCUUAACCGGUCGGCCUGCUUUCCCCCAAUCACGAUCCCGCCCCUGUUUUCUCUGCCUGCCAACCGUCUGGUCCGUUGGUCGUAUAAAUACCAGGCGGAAUCAACCCAAUUGCCCUUACUGUCCAUUUUACCUGUCUUCUGCACCGGCUCACCAUCCUCUCAAUUGAUACCCCACCCAUGGCCGACGUAAAGAUGUCCACCGACCUGAACCUGUGUUCCCUUUCGGGCCCACCCGCCCCCAUCGCCCCCGACGAGAACUGGCCCGACUCCCUCCCUUUCUUUAUGGACAAUGCCAUUCCCCCAGAAUACCUCUCUCUCUCAAUGCUCCAAGACAAUAACAAUUGCAACAACACCACCACGACCAAUCCAUGGCUCUUCGACGCCUUCUCCCCUCCGGUGUCUUGGCCCGCCUACCCCGCUUCCCGAACCGACUCCACCGCCAGCUCGGAAGCCAGCUUCAUCGCCCCCUGCCAAACCAUCCACCGAGCCAGCGAUGACGAGCGCAAGUACUCCACCGCUCCCACCUUCACCUUUGCUCCGAGCCAGAUCCCCACCCCCCUGCACGAAAUCACCUCCCGCGGCAGUAUCAGCAGCAGCACGCAAUCCCGCUUCAGCGUCUCCAGUUACAGCAGCGCCGACAGCCCCACCCACAGCCGGCGCGGCAGCUCCCCGCGGCACGCGUCGCCCGGCUUCGAAGACCACGAGCGCGAACGGCGCAAACGCGAGCGCUUCCUCGAGCGCAACCGGGUAGCGGCCAACAAGUGUCGCAAGAAGAAGAAGGAACAUGCCAAGAACCUGGAGACGCGAUGCGAGCAGGUCUCGCGGCAGAAUACUUUGCUGGAAAGCGAGGUGGAUCAUCUACGGGGGGAGAUCUUGAACUUGAAGAAUGAGCUGCUGCGACAUUCGCAGUGCGGCGAUGAUGGGAUUAAGCGCCAUUUGGCACAGAUGGUCAAGCAGAUCUCGCAUCGGACGACGACGGCCCCGGGGACGAAGGCAGAGCCGGAGCGGACGGGGAGCCCGAAGAAGGAGCCAGCGGCGUCGUUUGCGUUUGAGGAUCUGGUGCAAUUGGACAGUUCUAUGGGAGAUGCUGCUGUGGCUCAGGAGCGAAAGGAUCCGGACUGAACUUUCUCUACCAGUGCGUUUUGUGUUGACGUGCUCCAUUGAUGCUCAGUACACGGUGGGCUUGAUGAUCGAUAAUGUGUUAUGUGGAGUUGGUGGCAUUUCUCUUCUUUCGUCUUUUCGGGUUUAUCCUCCUUUAAUUUUUAUUGGACAAUGUAUAUCUAUGACGCAGCCGGAAGCUACAGCUUGUGGCAUGCGAGGGAUGGCGAUGAUGCCGGUGGCUACGAUUCAGCAUAUGCG
This is a messenger RNA of Aspergillus ibericus CBS 121593, 1536 nucleotides long. Its product is annotated as bZIP transcription factor. Gene Ontology annotation, molecular function: DNA-binding transcription factor activity, RNA polymerase II-specific; RNA polymerase II cis-regulatory region sequence-specific DNA binding. The record is from RefSeq and is a predicted model, not a curated record. Gene Ontology annotation, biological process: regulation of transcription by RNA polymerase II. The transcript has a single exon. Bases 355 to 1299 code for a protein of 314 amino acids. NCBI's taxonomy places the organism in Eukaryota, Fungi, Ascomycota, Eurotiomycetes, Eurotiales, Aspergillaceae.